Messenger RNA from Cydia amplana, 3338 nucleotides. RefSeq names its product replication factor C subunit 1 (gene Gnf1). The coding region runs from base 127 to 3327 and encodes 1066 amino acids. Gene Ontology annotation, molecular function: DNA clamp loader activity; DNA binding; ATP binding. Gene Ontology annotation, cellular component: nucleus; DNA replication factor C complex. Gene Ontology annotation, biological process: DNA repair; DNA replication. The record is from RefSeq and is a predicted model, not a curated record. The transcript is spliced from 18 exons. NCBI's taxonomy places the organism in Eukaryota, Metazoa, Arthropoda, Insecta, Lepidoptera, Tortricidae.
AAAAAAAAUAACGGCGAAGAUUCCGUAUAAGAGGCGCGAAAUUGGUGUAUGUUAUUAAUUUGGUGUUUUUACCAUAAUCUUAUUACUUAUAAAUGAUAUUAUCUUUCCGAGAAUCGCAACCCAAAGAUGUCUAAGGAUAUUCGGUCGUUUUUCAAGCCCCAGAAAGUGAAAAAACCAAAGGCAGAAGAUGAUGUUGAUGUUAUACCAGAAUCUCCUGAUGUAGAAAUUAAGAUAAAGAAGAGAGAAAAUAGAAAGAAACGAGUGUUGAGUGACUCGGAUGAAGAAAUAUUUUCUACGAAGAAGAAAAAGUCAAAUGAAGAUAGUCAUAAGACAUUGCUGAAACCCAAACAUAAGGCCGUUGCUAAAACAGAACUCAAAGAAGUUAAAGCAGCUGACAUCUUUGGCAGUGGACCCAUUAAAAGAACAGAGCCAAAUGUAAAGUCAGUCCAAAAGAAAACUGAAACUGGUAUUCAUUCGGAUGAUGAUUUUGAUAAAAGUCUUUUGGAACUUGAUAGUACUGAAGAAAUUGCUCUGAAUAAUGUUAAAAAGGAAACUAUUCCUGUUAAUUAUCACACUAAAAAAUCACACAUAACCCCAAAUUCAGCAAAAACUACUACUGAUAUCAAAAAGAACAAAUCACUAGAAGUGAACACUUUUAAUGGAAAUGGGAGUUUAUCUGCAGAAAACCAUGAACCAGAAGAUGUUUCACCAAAAACAAAAAAGAGACACCUUGACUUAACAUCAGGAAAAACAUAUGAAUCAAAGCAAAAUAAAAUCAGUAAAUCAAAGCAAGAUGUUAAUAAGGCGAGUAGUAGUACAAAUGAGAAUGAAUCCCCAAAUGACAAAGAUAUAUGUGAAGCAACAGACUUGGAACUAGAUUCAAGCCAAGCAAGAAGGAAUAAGAAUCUUGAGAAGAGCCUGAAUGAGUCUGUUCUUACUGACGAAGAGAGAUAUGAACGUAAACGACAUUCUGCAGCUUUGUACCAAAAGUAUUUGAACAGGUCUGGACCUAAACAUUUGGGAGCUAAAACCAUUCCUGAGGGUACACCAAAUUGCUUAAAAGAUUGUGCCUUCUUGUUAACUGGGGUGUUGGACUCCUUUGAAAGAGAUGAGGUCGCUGAAGCUAUUACGAAACUGGGUGGAAUUAUCAAAAACUCGAUGAGCAAAAAGGUAACUCACGUGUUGGCUGGGGAGGACGCUGGUCCGGCGAAAAUAGCGAAAGCUCAAGACCUAGGAAUUAAAAUAAUAAAUGAAAAUGAGUUUCUGGAAUUGAUAGUGGCUUUGUCCAAAGGAAACACGACUGAGAAGACUAAAAGCAAAGAUGAUAUCAAAAAAGAAAAAAAACCGAUUCCGAAAUCAAAUAAGGAAAAGCAUCAUACAGUAAAUAAAAAUAAUCAUAAAUCUGACACCAGUACAAGCAAUGUGAAAUCUGUAAAAGUUAAAACUAGCCCAAAUGUUAAAAAUAUCAAAAGCGAAAUUGUAGAUGUAAAAGUACAAAAAUUGGAAGCAGUUAAAAAUGAAAACAACUCUACUGACCCAGAAAGUAAAUCCAAAUUAGGUACAAAUAUACCUGAAAGUAAUAUAAAAGUGAAUUGUACUAAUGAUUUACAGGUCAGCUCAAGUACAAGACCGGAAACUGUUUCAGUGCAGUCUACAAUGUGGGUGGAAAAAUAUAAACCACAAUCACUCAAGCAAAUCAUUGGUCAACAUGGGGACGCUAGCAACGUUAAAAAAUUAUGCAACUGGCUUACUAAAUGGUAUGUGAAUAGAAAAGCGAAAUUACCAAAACCUAGUCCGUGGGCGAAAAACGAUGACGGAGGAUAUUAUAAAGCAGCUUUGCUGUCGGGACCGCCGGGCGUUGGUAAGACGACGACGGUGACGUUGGUGUGCAAGGAGCUCGGGUUCGACGUGGUGGAGUUCAACGCCUCCGACACCAGGAACAAGUCUCUCAUAAAGGAACAGAUCGGCGAGUUGUUGACCACUACUUCCCUUUCUGGAUAUGCCAAGGGAAUGACGGGCAAGCAAGCUGUUUCAAAGAAACAUGUUUUAGUAAUGGACGAAGUUGACGGUAUGGCUGGCAACGAAGAUAGAGGCGGUCUCCAAGAGUUGAUAAGUCUCAUAAAGUCAGCAUCCGUACCCAUCAUAUGUAUGUGCAAUGACAGAACCAGUCAGAAAAUGAGAUCUCUCGUCAAUUAUUGCUACGAUUUGAGAUUUAACAGGCCUCGAGUUGAUCAAAUAAAGGCGGCGAUGAUGUCGGUGUGCUGCAAGGAGGGCAUCAAGGUGCCGGGCGAGGCGCUGUCGCAGCUGAUCGUGGCCGCCAACCAGGACGUGCGGCAGACGCUCAACCUGCUCUCCAUGUGGGCCGUGGACCGCGACCGCGCCGACGCCGACCGCCUCGCGAGAGACGCAUCGCACACUAAAAAGGAUAUCAAACUGGGGCCUUGGGAAGCCAUACGCAAGGUGUUCUCUGCGGAAGAACAUAAGAGCAUGAGCAUUCACGACAAAAGUGAUCUGUUCUUCUACGACUACAGCCUCGCGCCGCUGUUCGUGCAGGAGAACUACCUGCAUGUCGCGCCACGCUGCCCCAAGCAUGAGGUGCUGGAGCGGCUCAGCAGGGCAGCCGACAGCAUCAGCGUCGGGGACCUCGUCGAGGCGAGGAUUCGCGGCAGCCAGGCCUGGAGCCUUCUGCCCAUGCAGGCGAUGUACAGCUCGGUGAUCCCCGGGCACUUGAUGGCGGGCCACGUGACCGGCCAGAUACAGUUCCCGGGCUGGCUCGGCAAGAACUCGCGCAAGAACAAGAUGCACCGCCUCUGCCAGGAGAUCCACGCGCACACCAGGCUCAGCACGUCCGGGUCUAAGUCGUCUAUAUUCCUGGACUACUGCUCGCACCUGCGCGACGCCAUACUGACUCCGCUCACCCGAGACAAGAACGACGGCAUCGCGCACUCCCUGCAAGUGCUCGAGGCGUACCACCUCUUGAGAGACGAUUUGGAAUCCUUGACUGAAAUGUCACUAUGGCCCGGCCAAAGGAACCCAAUGAUUCUAAUAGAUUCGAAGGUAAAAGCGGCAAUGACCCGCACAUACAACAAGAAAGCGAUGGCGCUGCCGUACGCGCCGGGGCAGGUGAAGCGCGCGCGCGCCGCCGACGCCGACGACGGCGCGCGCGCCGACGACGACGCCGACCACGAGCAAGAUGACAGCGACCCCGAGAAUGACCUUCUUAUUAAGAAAAAAAAGAACAAUGAGAAAACCGGAGGUAAAAAAGAUGAAGCUGGUACUAGUAAAGACAAGCCUAGUUCGAGCAAAGCCAAAGGAAAGAAGAAGUAGUCAGCUGUAGU